Molecule: messenger RNA, 5917 nt
Organism: Bombus terrestris (buff-tailed bumblebee)
Lineage: Eukaryota; Metazoa; Arthropoda; Insecta; Hymenoptera; Apidae
Product: angiopoietin-2
Exons: 10
Coding region: 3232-5517 (761 amino acids)
Source: RefSeq, a predicted model, not a curated record
GCGAUAUGUAUUAGAUUGUAAAAGCAUCGAUUAAGUACAGAGUAGACGUAAUAUAAUUAUAUGGGACUUGGUAUCUCGCAAAUUUCAACUGAAUACCAACUUAAAAAGAUCAGAGUAUUUUCUAUUACAUUGGACAAGCGUGCUUAAGCGUUUAUACAAUGAUCGAUCUGAUUGUUACAUUGCUCUAACAUAGGGAAUAUAUCACGCCUCAUAGGUCACAUGGUCCCCCAAACAUGGGACAUGUAAAAGCAGCGACAGGUAUAUUAGCUCUAUCCUGUAUUCAGUCCGUGACGAAACAUUCCGGUUAAUUUGUGUCGAUAAACGAAACAAUUUUACCGAUCUACAUAUAUACAUACAUACAUGCAUACAUGCAUCCAUACAUACAUAUGUGACGAUACCUAUGUAUACUUGAAUUUAUAAUGUACUCUUCCCUUUCCUCUCUGCUUUCUUCCUCUCUUCAUUUUUAUAUUACGAUCGAUCUCAUUGUCAGUCUGUCGGUUUACUAUUUUUCUUGUACAUCUUCUUUUCGAUCGUAUCUUGUUACUUUUUCCUUUAUCGCAUUCACCGAAUUACUGUAUUGCAUUCUUUUUUUCGCUUUUGAUUAGAUUCGUUAUUUAAUCUUUUUCAUUUCUUCAUUCUCAUCGUUGUCGUUGGAAUUUUAAUGCAUAUUUCACAUCGAUGCGCCCUGAUAAUCAUGGAAUGCACAUUUCACAGUAAUACCAAGUAUGCCUGUUCUCGUUUCUUGAUCAACAAUUGUAUCGACGUCUCGAUCAAGGUGAAAAGUCUGACACGUUCUCUUAGAACGUAAGAUCAUGACAUUCUCGAAAUAUUUCACACAAGUUCUCUUAGAUUCGGAAAAUAAUGUUUUGAUUUGUUUGUAAUCUCACACGAAGAGUAUAGAUACGAGAUAAAAGCUCAGCUAUAAAUAACUGACAACAUUUAUCUUAUUUAAAAGCAAUUUUCUCCUUUGAAUUAGCUUACCUUAAUAAUAGUCGUUUCCUUGAUCUUCUUUUUGCGUUUAAGUUAUGUAAUUUUAAUCUUCGUUCCAACUAUGCUCUAAGACAAUUUAAUUAAAAUAUAAAUAAUGAUUUAUAAAAAGAUGAUUUAUAAUCUUUACGAAAAAAAUGAAAGUUAUUAAUACGUUAUAUUAGAUAUUAGAUAUUAGAUAGAUAUCGAUACGAUAUAGAUAUGUAUUUAAAAAUUGAUAUAUCAUACGCAGGUGAUGUUCGGUUUAUCCCUGUAUGUUUCUCAAUCAACUGUAAUCGAUAUUGUCAGAAAGUCAAAAGUAGGAGUAAAGUGGCUGUUGAAACUGUUGAAAGUUUGGAAGCACGAAGAACGGCAGCAAUAAGGAUUAAAACAGUAUUUAUGGUGUAUGUAGUAGUAGUAAUAUAGAAUGACGGAAUAACUCGUACUGUAGAUUUACUCAAAUAAGCGAAGGGGCAAAACAGUGAUGGGGACUGACAGUCGUAUUCGCUUAUGGCCACAUACAUGUAUGUCUUCGUUUUAUAAGUGACGUCAUCUUGUUCCUGCGAUAGGAACUUCUCCUGGUGACGCUGGCAACGACAUCAGUCAAGAAGGGGUAGAGUGGUAGGUAGGGUGAGAAAGAGAAUGGCAACGCAAAGGAAGGGGAAGAAGAAGUUGCAACGAAACGGAACAGUACGAAUUCAAACGGAUCGAACCGUUUCAGAUCGGAUCAUAGCCUUACAGAGGGAAAGGACGGAAAAAGACCACAGAAUGAUCGGUAGAUCAGUGGGGAGAGGUACAAGCACUCUUUCAAAGCGGACACGUAUGUACGUGAAAGUAACUCUUACUAUUCAGCGGCGAUCGGGAACUUGUUGGUGCUUUAUGGUGUCGGCAGUCUGGUUGUUUGUAUCGUAUUUAAAAUACGGUGCGCAUAAUUGCGUAUUAUUGUUGUGUAUUUUGUUCGUUAUUUCAGGAGACGUACGAACAAUAAAGUGAAAAACAUAAGAAUAAGGAAGGGUGAUGCACAAUCGUAUAUGACAUAGAGUUUGUCUAUGUUUCAAUUCAUAUCGAACUUAUAUAUCUAGGAAGAACGGAAGAACGGAUAGAUCAUCGAACUUGGAAGAAAACGGAACAGGUGUCAUACACAACAUUCGGUGCGAAGUGCGCUUAAUCAUCGAGAUUCAAAAGAAUUAAAUAAUGGUUCUGAUUUUGUCUGUGGAACAGUUGCGCAUAUAUAAAUACAACAAUUUCGCACAGUCUUUUGUCUUUCUUUUUUAAGUCGCUUCUAAGAGACAUAGUAUACCGCGCACACCGACAUAUACAUUUUGUUUCAUUUUUAAUACGUUUAUUUAACUUUUUCGUCCGCUUCUCUCGGAAAAUCUCUAUUCGUCAGUGUACAGAAAUGAGAUAUUGAUUAUACUAAUUACUCAUUUACCGUGUGUGUGUGUCUUCAUCAAGGGAAUGUUAAUGUUAGUAAUGACAACGGUCGUGUAUACUUCGAUCAAGGCGAACGAAUAUUAAAAAUAGAGCGAAACCAACAGAACACGUAAUGAUUUUGUUACAAAGAGAAAAAUGAGAAAAGUAUAGGAUUCGCUUAAGUUUAUCAUCUCAUCUUAUCCUUGGUGCGUAUACGGUGGUCAAAGUGUUACAUCGAAGAGGAUCGGGAAUAAACUCCGCUGUGAUUACUCUGAACAUUCGUUAUGAUAACGAAUUGUUAUGAAACAAUUUAAAAUUGGUAAUGGCGAAAGAAAAAUCUUUUCGUGUUUGUUGUAACUUGUAAUAGUUGUGUUUUCUUUGCCAAGUGUUUCGUGAUUUGUGCUUCGAUCAAAUUGGUUUUGUUCCAGUCGGAAAGAACAUUUACAUUCUCGCGUAUAUAUCUUCAACUUAGAAACAUUAUCGUUGGUGAAUUUACUUAUUGCUUUGUACAUAUAUAUAAGCGUUGAGAAUGAAUGGAUGUUCGGCUUAAAAAGAAGAAGAAGAAGAACUUGCAUGCGAACAACUAACCGAACAUUAAGUGAUCUUCGUCGGGAGUGCCGUGGGUACGUGAAUUUUUAAAAUCGCGUAUUUUUCUUCGUUCCGUUCUUUAUUUCUGCCGUUCUCUCUAUCUUUUCUUCUGUUUCUUCUUCUUCUUCUGCUUCUUCUAUUUCUUUUCUUCUUCUUUUCUUUCUCCUUUCCCCUUUUAUACUUCCUCGCCAUUGACAUUGCCGUUAAAUAUCCAUUCACUCCCAUAUCUUUCAUAUUCCUUUCAUUCUCUUCGAUUGUUCGAUCAUGAGAGAAGCUGUAGUACUUGCCACAUGUUUAUUGGGUAUCGUGUUUGCUGGAAGUCCUAGACUACCCAGGACCUCUGCCGAUGAACGUAAUACCCGUAACGUUAGUAACAAUGGAGGCAACGUCACUGGAAACACGAUACCGAUACCUAGCCGCAAUUCUCAACGAAAUAGAGAGCAAUACCUCUUUAACGUUUUCGAGGUUAUAGUCUCGACUUUGGAAUCAAAAUUACAGCGCAUUGAAAAUUUGGACAAAGCGGUGGAACACUUGAUGAGAAGAGUGGAAGCUUUGGAUUCACGCGUGAAUGAUAAUAUCGAUAAAACCGAUGCAGUUAUUACAAAGCUACGAACAUUAGAUCUAAAACUUUUCAAUUCUCAUCAAAUUGAAUUUUCUUCAACUGAAUCUGCAUACUCGACAAAAAGGAGCGAUGAUAAAAACGACAGUGAAAUCAGAAGCGGCUCGAAGUUACAAGCAAUCCAUCAGAAGCGAGAAAAUCCAUCAUCAUCCGAUUUCACUCUUGGUGAAAAAUUAUUGUCACUUGAUCAAAAGGUAUCGGAUAUAGAUAAUAAAUUGAUCGAUUUGAAACAUCAAUUGGAUAAUAACUUGUUACAAAAUGACGACAUAAAUGCCGAAGCCAGCGAGAAAAAGCCAGUCAGUAUGAGCGUAAUCGAAAUCACUAAAGCGAUGAGUAACGAAGUAAUAAAUCACAUUACGAUCGAGAUAGAAAAUUUAAGGCAAGCGACCAACAAUAUGGACAGAAAGUUACAGUUUCACGUAAACUUGGUUUCCGAUCGUUUGGGAACUAUUUACAACAUGAUGAGUGACGUGCACGAUGCGAUAUUAGUGAGAGGAAGUACGAACGGUCGACCGGCGUUCAACGUUACAACGACAACGACAACCACCGAACCGCCACCGCCAAGGCAGAGUAAAAUCGAUCGACUCGUCGAACAAAUAUAUCCAAUGUUGACUGUAUCGGAGAAAAUGGAUGAAGUUUGGAACGUCGUGGUUGGCACGAAAAGUUCCGUGGACGAUCUCUUGCCAAAAUCCGAUGAAUUACUUACACAAACGCAAAGACAAGAAAGAGCGAUCAGUGAAAUUCAUGCGGAUUUAAGAUCGAAAACGAAUAAGAUUAUCGAAAAUUUAGAAGGAGUGGAGAAUAGACUUCGAAAGCAGGAGGACGACGUAGCUAGCCUUGCUCAACGUCCAAUACCUGCGGAAUUGCUGCUGGAUCCCACGAUCGAUCGCCUUGUCGAAUACGACUCCAAUAGAUACGUUGGACUCUCUGAUGACAUUGCAGUUGAAACAACCGUUUCACCGGUCAAUCCGACUACCAUAGUUUCGUCUGUGUCGAUGUCCAUGUCUUCCUCGACCUCGUCGAACGCCGUAUCGAUCAAUAAUUUCAUUAAUUCAAGCAAUAUAGCUGGUUCCACUAAUUUCUCCAACUCGACAGCCAGUCCUUCAAUAGGCCCCCCAUUAUCCCCGAGUUCGCAGCGAUCAUCGUCUAAAAAUCGUGGUGUUAUAUUUCCAAGUGUCAAAAACAAACCAAGUCCAGCAAAUUCGACCUUUACCACCGAUGCGUUCCUUAAUUACAAAGAUGUUAAGGGCUAUUCAUGCGUUGAUUUGUUAAAUGCUGGCAUGAGAGAUAGCGGUGUCUAUUACCUUCAAAUUCGUGGAACAACCUAUUGGUUUCUCAAGGUUUAUUGCGAGCAGGAUAUCGCCGAAGGAGGUUGGACGGUUAUUCAAAGAAGAGACGAUUUCGGCGAGCCAAGAGAAAAUUUCAAUCGUGAUUGGGCUGAUUAUAAAAACGGUUUUGGUGAUCCUGCUCGAGAGUUUUGGCUUGGCAACGAAAACAUAUAUAUGUUAACUAACAACGAAGAUUACAUGCUUCGGGUGGAACUCGAAGACUUCGAAGGUAAUAAAAGGUACGCACAGUACUCUCACUUCAAAAUCUAUUCAGAAGGAGAAUAUUAUAAAUUGGAGAUUGACGGUUAUGACGGAAAUGCCGGUGACUCAUUAAACGAUCCAUGGUACGGUUCGAACAAUAGUCCGUUUUCCACGUACAACAGGGACAACGAUAGGUCAUCGUUGAACUGCGCUUCCAUGCUAAAAGGCGGAUGGUGGUGGAAAUCGUGCGGACGAGGAUUAAACGGCCUUUAUUUGAACGAUCCUCAGGAUUUAACCGCUCGACAAGGUAUCGUAUGGUUCCGUUGGAGAGGUUGGGAUUAUACUUUGAAACGUGCCACGAUGAUGAUUAAACCAAAAGGACCAACAACAGCAAUGAUAUAGACGAUAAUAAUAAUAAUAAUAAUAAUAAUAAUAAUAAUAAUAAUAAUAAUAAUAAUAAUAAUAAUAGAAAAAUGUUUUCUAGAAGAAUCGCGCCACGUCCGUAAUGCUCGGUACGAUAACGGAUGACGUCGUUUAUCAGUUACCAAAUAUACAUAUACACGUGUAAGAAUGUUUGGAAAUGUCGAAUGAGAAAACACUCUUUUACCGAUUAUCUGUUCUCCAUUUUUCUUUAUUAAAUACAUUUUUGUUUCUUACUUGUUUCGAUCCCGUUCUAAUCAAUAAUUGGAAACGUACAAAACGAUUCGUGUAAAUUUUCCUUAAAUUGAAGAAAUUAAAAAUAUAUGCGCAUUAUAUAUGUAUAUGUGAAGAAUGGGCGAUAUAAAGUAUGAACUCCCUAUGA